Messenger RNA from Chaetura pelagica (chimney swift), 685 nucleotides. It is a transcript of the gene POLR3D, whose product is annotated as polymerase (RNA) III (DNA directed) polypeptide D, 44kDa. Gene Ontology annotation, cellular component: RNA polymerase III complex. Gene Ontology annotation, molecular function: DNA binding. Gene Ontology annotation, biological process: transcription by RNA polymerase III. The record is from RefSeq and is a predicted model, not a curated record. NCBI's taxonomy places the organism in Eukaryota, Metazoa, Chordata, Aves, Apodiformes, Apodidae.
GCCCAGAGAGGAUGUCUCUGUCAAGAAGGAGAAGAAGGAACGGGAUCGGGAUCGGCAGCGGGACGGGCAGGGCCGGGGCAGGGGAAGGCCCGACACCCUGGGGCUGCCCCCCCUGCCUGAGGGGUUCCUGGAUGACCCAGGGCUGAGGAACGACAUCCGGAACAAGCCAGUGCAGCUGCCCCUGGCCCACUCUGGGUGGCUCUUCAAGGAGGAGGGGACAGAGCAGGAGGACCCUGAGCCCUGGCUGCCUGGGCCCAAGGAGGAGAAGAUGGAGCUGGACCCCCCAGUGCUGAAAGUGAAGGAAGAGCUGAGUGCUGAAGACCCCCUCCCCAAGGUGGCAGAAAGCAAAGGCCCCCCCAGCUUCCCCAGGGAGGUGUCAGUGGCUGAGCUGCUGCAGAGGCUGGGGGCGGCGCUCCGCGGGUCCUGCCAGGAGGAGCUGCUGUUCCUGCAGCUCCCAGACACCCUGCCUGGCCAGGCCCCCACCCGGGACACCAAACCCUGCAGGGGGGAGCUGCAGAGUGAGGAAGGGCAGGUGGUGCUGGUCAAACAGGAGAAGAGCCAGGAGCUGGUGUCUGUUGGCAUCGGGGACAACAGGACAGGAGAGAUGAUUGUCCUGGGCCACGUGAAGCACAAGCUGGUGUGUUCCCCAGACUUUGAGGCUCUCCUGGAGCAUCGGCACCGGUAG